GGUAAACCCCGGGUGGUCAAAACUCACUCAUUUAAGUAGUAUUGCCGUAUCAAGAAUAACCACCCGCUUAACUGCUCCAUCACGAGCUACAGGGAACAGGUUGCCUGGGAAACGGCCGCAUGGCAACAGGAUCAGAGCCGGGGGGUUGUCUGCUGCUAGCUCUGCUCCCGUUUCCCAUUUCCUCACUAGAUGGUGUGCAAGCCACUGGAGAGUCGACUUCCUCCCGCGGUCAGGUUCCGAUCAAAACAAAUCUGGAAAACUACACGGAACGCCAUUUCUCGGGGUUUUCGCGGAGGAUUAAUAUAUUUUCAUCCAGAUAUUUGUAUUUUUAUUUUUGAUAACGGCGCGGAUCGUACUCUAUUCGGCGGUGAUGGACAUAAUGAUUGCAGUGCAGGAUGCGUGCGUCUCCGGUCAGUGGCUCACCGCUAUAAUUCUUAGUCUUUGCUGCUUUUUACCAUCGUGUUUGCCCGCUGGACAAACUGUGGACUAUCCGUCCAGCGAGAGUGUGGUCAGCAGACAGGGAGACACCGCGCUGCUCAGAUGCUACCUGUUGGAUGGGAUCUCAAAAGGAGCAUGGUUGAACCGUUCCAGUAUCAUUUACGCAGGGAAUGACAAGUGGUCAGGGGAUCCUCGUGUGUCCAUCGUAUCGAAUGUGGGGGAUAAACAUGAAUACAGCUUACAGAUACAGAAAGUGGAUGUAACAGAUGAGGGAUUGUACACCUGCUCAAUACAGAGUGAACGUAACCUACGCCCAAAGCUCAUUCAGUUAAUUGUAAAAGUUCCUCCCAAAAUCUAUGACAUUUCAUCGGACAUUACAGUAAACGAAGGCAGCAAUGUUUCACUCAUCUGCACAGCCAGUGGGAAACCAGAGCCCAAAAUCUCUUGGAGACACAUCACCCCAUCAGCCAGGAAGUAUGAAAGUGGGGAGUAUUUAAAUAUCACAGGCAUCACUCGGGAUCAAGCAGGGGACUAUGAGUGCGGCGCCGAAAACGACAUUGCUUCACCUGACACUAAGACCGUGAGAGUCACAGUCAACUUUCCUCCAGCAAUCCAUGAGAUGAAAAGUCACGGGGUUCGACCCGGUCAGAUUGCCCUGCUGAGAUGUGAGGCAGCAGCUGUCCCCUCUCCAGUCUUUGAGUGGUACAAGGGAGAGAAAAGGAUUAACAUGGGCCAAGGAAUAGACAUCAAGAACCUCAGCUCCAGAUCAGUUCUCACAGUCAAGAACAUGACACAGGAUCGCUAUGGCAACUACACCUGUGUGGCCGCCAACAGGUUGGGAACAGCCAACGCCAGUGUGCCUCUGAUUCAGUCUCGUGCUCCUCUUAUCUACAGCUGUCCUCUACUGGAGGUUCUUACAGGGAUGUGAUUUCUGCAGAGGACUAAUAAGAUUGAAUUGGUGUGAGUUUGCUUCUCGUCGAUCUUCUCCAUGUGCAGACGGAGGGGGAGAGAGUGGCAGAAGAACACCUGCGAGUGGAUUAAUGAGGGAAAGACUGCUCUCCGAGCUGCCCAUCCUACUCGCGCUAAUUAAUCCUGCUGGUCAUUAGCACUAACGGUUAGCUUCAUUCAAAUACCAAGCAUUUUAUGUUAUCUCUAUAAUGAAACUUGCACAGAAAAACUGCCCUGAUUAACAUAUAGGCUGAAAUGAUGAGGGCAGAGGUUGCUCUUAAAGAGACAGUUUACCCAAAAAUAAAAAUUCUGUCAUUAUUUACUCACUCGUUUUACUUGAUCUACUCUGCUAUUCUAUUCACAAGCAAGGACCACAACCAUAAAUGCUAGAGAAUUAUUUAUUAAAGAAAGUUAGGGAUGAAUAGGGAGAGGAUGAAGAGGAAGGGGGAAAGGGAUGGUUAUCAGGUUGAUCCGGGCAUGGUGUAGGCGGCAGGGAGACUCAGAGUGGGGGCAUCAUCUCAGUUAAAUGUAGGCCGAGUGAUUAGGAUCCCCCCGAUACAACCUGGAAGGGAAUAGAACAGGGGAUGGUAAGGAUUGAAUGGAUGAGAGAAGGAGGGGAAGGGAGGGUUCGAGAGAAUGAGACAAACAGUACUGUAGGGGGCUGCCCGAUAUAAGAAGGUUUUGAGAAGUCAGGUGAUUGGUUGAGGCUGGCCCGUCUCCGAACCUCAGUUAAGUUAACUCCAUAAACAAAAAAAAAUUUAAGCUCCAGAAAAAAGGCUGCAACCUGGUCUCAUGGAAAGAUGUACCUGUGGGAACAUUUUUGCAAGUCGCAAAAUACGUACCAAUACGUACAUAUCACUGCAGUUUCCAACAGAAAUGAUCACUAGAGGCAGUAAGACAGCAAGCACUUUUAUUCGUUUUCAUACACAGUUAUGAUUACAGGGUCAGAUUAUGGAUUAAUAAAGACUUGUUUUCACAUCUCCUUGCACAGUAUUAUGUUAUGAUCUGAAAACACUUUUUACCAAAGUGCAUGAUUUGUAAACAAAUACAUUUUGGUCUUUGCAUCACUUAACCAGCUCCAUAUGUUUCGCUUUUCUGACAUAACAAGCUUGCUCGGUAGCUUAAGCUGAUACAGAAUUGUACUUAGGAUAAGGAAGUCUUGGGUAGGCCUACGAAUCCCGUGAAAGACGAGUCACGGUAAAAGAGCUCAAAGAUGUGAGAUCAAAAACAAACUAAAAUGUCAUGAUUACGAAUGCUUUUUAUGCCACAUUUGCUUUUGUUAACACUAUCAGGUAGGUUUAGGUCAGUGGCGUGCAGUGGUGUUCUGAAAUGAGGAGGCAAUUUUUUAUUUAUUUAUGAAUCAAUGUAAAUUCAUGUGCAUUACUCUUAACAUUGACACAUCUUGACCAAGUCAGUCUCCUCAAGUUAGUGUUUUAAGCAUUUCUACAUUCAUUCCAAAAUAAUAACUAACGGCAAUAAUAAUUUAAACAAUAUAUUUUAUUUGUGUAUUGAUGUUUUUCUUUUUAAUAGUCAACUUAGGCUAUUUUGGAUCAUCAGUCAUGCACCGUAAACACCGUCUGUCACAGACACGAAGAUGUAUUUUUAAUUUCACCAAGCUGAUUGCACUAAAAACCCCUGCAGUCAUCAUGCUUUCAGUCCAUUUCAAGUUUGAUUUUGACGUGACAUAAAGUGGUGAUAUCUAACUGGGUGAUCUGUUUACUUACUUUUCAAUUAGUCUUCCCAUUGAUGCCAUCAUUUGUUCAUUCAAACUGAUGCGCGGAACGUGCACGUAAACAAGAGGCGGGAUUUAUUGCACAAACCAAUCAUAUCCAAUCAUAACCAAUUACAUCCAAUCAUAGCGCGAUGGAGACAUUGCCUCCUCUCACGUGACUUUCCCCCAUUCAUUCUUCAUUACUCCCCACAAAACCCACCGCACGCCAGGGGUCUGAUGGUUUUCUAUGAGAGCAAAAGGAGGCAUGACUCCUGUUGUAACUUUACCUGCGGCUGUCGCUGUUGGGCAGUGUUCCUUAAGAAAUACGAGUGACUUGCACUCUUUUUAAUGUCAUAAUUUGUAAUAUUUGUUGUGUUUUAUAUGUAAUAUGGAUUAUUUUCUCAUCCUAUUUUUUUUUUUUUUUUUUUUUUUUUUUGAGGAGGCACUGCCUCCCUUGCCUCCUUGGAGGAAACGCCCCCUGGUUUAGUUGUAGUGUUAGUGGUACGUUAUUUUAAAACGUAAUGGAGCAUUACACUUUUAGCACCACUCACCGGACAUUUCAAAUCAGAACUGCGGUGAUACGUAUAAAACCAACGUAAUAAAAACAUACCAUAUUCACGUUCAUCUGUUUCGAAAAAAAAACUGAACACACUUUUAGCGCCACUCAGUGGACAUUUCACAUUGAAACUGUCAUGGCGCUACGUAUUUUCAUUUUGUAAAAAUUUUACAACACAGGUAUGUUUUUCAAAUGAGGGCUGAAAAAAAACACAAAAAAGUGUUCUAAAGCCAUAUAAUAGCUUUGUGUGAGAAAUAGACCAAAUUUAAGUCUUUAUUCACUUUAGUCUUUAUUCAGUUAGGCUAACUUCACUUCCAGUGAGCUGUUACCUCGAUAACAUCUUCAAAUGAAUCAUUGAUUCAGUGAAUUGACUUGAGAAUUGAAUCAGAGAAGAAAUCAUUGCUUUUCCAUUCUUUUGAAUGAACUGGUUGAUAUGGUUCACAAAUUGGACUGAACGAUUAAUCAAUGAAUUUACUUAAUUAUCUAGCUGCUGCAGUUCUCAAGUUAACAGCUUACUGUGGGGGAAUUAUCAGUGAACAAUGACUUUAAGAGGACCUAUUAUGCUUUUUUUUUUACACUUUUAACUUUCUUUAGUUUGUAAUGUUGCUGUUUGAGCAUGAAAAUGUCUGCAAAGUUACAAAGAAGGGAGUUAUUCUCUAGAUCAGUAAGCAGUGUUUCUGAACUCCCUCGAUUGUAUAGGUUUUUUCCGGAAACGUACACGUCACAAUAUUCUUCAUUUAAAUAAUUCCCACCCAAGGCAUACGCAACAAAAAGUGGUGGUUGAGUUGCUUUAGUAGUGUGUUGAAACUCACGGUUAUGGUACGCUGUGUGACAUUUCCAAAACAGGCUUGAAGCGGUUGACUAAUCACAACACAUUGGUCCAGCUGACCAAUCAGAGCACUAUUCAGAAAGAGGGGCUUCAUAGAGACAGAAACUAAACAGAGCAUUACAGACAGACUGGGAAGAGAGCAACAAUGUAAAAUAUGUUUAAAAAAAAAAAAAAAAAAAAAACAUUCAAGCAUGAAAAGCUAUUCAAAUAAACCCCAAAAACAAAAUCAAGACUUUGUAAAAAAAAAAUAAAUAAAUAAAAAUAAGGCCUCUUUUUGGGUGGUGAACUAUCCCCACAAUUUAAAAAGGGAUUUGUGGGAGUUAUGAAAAUGUGAAAACAUGGCUAUUUUUGUCUGUGUGUGUGUGCACAUUAGGAUUGAUCUCUUAACACCCCGCUACACACAGACACAUACACACUUUCUGUCUUUCUCUAUAUGCUUGCCUUAUUGCCAUGCUCAUGGCAGAUGAGAAACAACUCCACACAGAAGAGGAAGAAUGAGAAAGGACGUGUGAGGGAGAGACUGAAGCGGUGAGGGAGGGAGCCGUCACACAGAGCGCUUCCUAAAAUCAUGUUACUGUGUCAUUAUCCCACCUCUGCUCUCUUCCCAGCAAUCAUAUUUGGAGAACAUCUUUCAGGAGCUCUCAGUGCCACAACAACUGGUAAGCAUGGCUAAUGGAAAUUUAAUCAGUGACAAGAGUGGAGAAUCAGUCAUAAUGCAUGUCAAACUGAAUGCACCCCGAUAAGGAAUAACAGAGAGAUGCAAAUAGUGGUUAAGGGAGGCUUCGCUGACAGACUGAUAAUGCCCUCGUACUUCCUGCAGCAAGCGCCAAUGGCUGUUUCUUGUUUGUGAGUGUUUUAUUUAAAGCCUGAUUUAUGAAUGCUUUUUCAUUGAUUUUAAUGUCGCAAAUAUGAGCACUCCAGCAAAACCAGAAGGCACGAGGAUGCAAAUAGCCCUGUUUAUGUUUUUUCAUUAAAGCAAUAAGAGCAAAUCUAAUUAGGACGUCAAGAUUUCAAGCAGUUGUUCCUUGGCUCCUUGUUUGUUUGGUUGGUUUUCAUUUUUCAUACUUUCUCCAGGCAGAACCUUGUAAGAUUAAACCAAUAAAUGGCUUGCGAAACUUGGGGUUAAAUUGACUACACAUGACAAAACCUAUACAAAUCCCUCUUAUCCCAUUUCAAUUUCCCCAUUGGUAAACAGAGCGCUAUCUUGUUCCACCAAAGAACUGCCACGAGCAAGAUGGCGUAUAAAACCGCAAUCUACAAAGGAACAAAACUGGGAUGCUCCACCAGCACACCACGCAUCCUCCGUGCUUCAACUUACCCAUGAAACGGGUUUCUUAAGGCAAGAAUCAUGCAAACAAGUCAUCAGAGUUUCAAAUCAAGCUUGAAUGAACAUGCAUGGAAUUUAACCCUCUCUGUUCUAAUGCUUUGGUAAUGUGAGUCGUGGACUGUAUCCAACAGAUUUCAUUUGAACUUUGCUAGAGCAUUGUAAUAAUUUGCAUUAUGUUAAUCGCAUUAAUGUUGAUAUUUGCUUGUAACUUAUGUUAUGAGGUAGUACUGCUUGUUAAAAUAUAUAGUUUUGGGAUAUUUCAGCUUUACUGGAGUUUUUAUGUUAACUUUCACUAUUACUUCAUUGUUUUGAUAAUACAACUAAUAGACCCUAUACUCCAAUACUUUUUUCGAGACCCAUCUAUUACAUUUUCGACAGUAUAAUGUUAGCUGCAUGUUGUUCGGUGGUAGCGAAAUCCAAUUCACAAACAGUUUGUUUGAAUUGCAUCUUUUGUUCAGUUUGGUUAUUUUGUAUCUGUAAAACCUGUUCACAAACCUGUCUGAAUUAUUAAUUUCGUGAAUCACAAACACACACUGGACAACGUAUCACGCAACAGAUCUCCCAAUCUGAUCUUAUUGGAAAACGUAACUAUUUUAUGAGGUGACCAUUUAGUAUGAUUUUAUAUGAUGUGAAUCAAACAAAAAAAAAAAAAAAAGUAAGAAUGAAGCUCCACCCCUUAACAUAACCAUAACCAUCACUGUGAUAUGGCAAGCUGUUUUGGCUUAAAAUGUUCCAAGCAUUACUUGUAAUUGCAUUUUUACUAGUAACAAUUCAGUUUGAAAUCUCUACAAUUGUAAGAAUUCCAAUUAGAGAGCUCUUUAAUUACAUUUUUUCUAGUAACAGUUAAAAUUUACAGAGCCCCGCACAUGACAUGCAAGAAAAAAAGUAAAUUGUGCACAUGAUUUACUAAUCCGUUCCCUCGAUUUAUAAAUCAUGCGCGAAACGAAAUAGUAAAUCAUGCGCACGAUUUAGCCUACCAUUUUUUUCCCUGCAUAUCAUGUGUAAAAAUCAGAGAGCUCUCUAAUUCAGUUCUUACUAGUAAUACAAUUACAACGAGUAACGCUGGGUGCAUUUUAAGCUAAUUUGGCUUGCCAUACUGUGGUGUUCAAGCAGAUCAUACAAAAAAUGUAUGAAUAUGUUGGAUUUGUUUGUAACAGAACUCUCUCGCCUUUCCUAGAACUGUUCAUAGUUGUAUAAACAAAUAAUGUGUUCAUAAGUCAAACAAUAAAAUGCCAUUACCAAUUACGUUUAACCAAGUGUUGUUUGAAUCAGUAAUGACCAGAUGCAAGGAGACUAAACCAAAACAGGUCCCUCCGCUCGCAUUAUACUUUUGUAAAGCAUGGAGGGAGGCAGCAUGAACUGCUGUUCUGCUGAAGAUUAAGAAAUGAUUAUGAAAAAUGUAACUACAUUUACACAGCAAGUAUCAACACUAUUUUGCUGUGAAAGCUUGAGAAGACUGAAGAAAAUUGAUAUAGUCUAUCAAAUUGUAAAUAAAUAUAUAGGCCUAUGAGUUAAAAGCUUAAAAUAGCCUAAUAUAAUUUUCAUUUUGUGUAUAAUGUUCUAGCAAAAUGUUUCACAAUCCUUUUCAUCUUAUUUACCCUCACAGUGCUAUCAAUAAUGCUCAAGUACUCCUUCAUCAACAUUCUUUGAGUAGCCAUUAUUACAAUUAUUUACCUUUAAACUUUACACAGUCAGUAGGUGAUAAAACAAACUCAGAAUGUUCCUUUCCCUUUAAUGAGACACCUGAGCUUUAAUGUCUAUCCCAAGCUUUGUCAGUUCUGAGGGCAAUCACUUUCUUUAGAAAGACCCAACAACCAGCUUAAGUGCUCUCUGGGGUACAUGUACCCCUGAUUGGGAAUCACAGCUUUAGCAAAAAAAAAAAAAAGAGUUUGGGGACUACGCCUGAUCUUCAUUAUAAUUAGAUGCUACCCCAACUCAUAAGGAUGGCAAACUAUGCUGUGUACAUUAUCACACACAAAUCAUCUGCAGCAAAUAGGAAAAUGUGGUAUCGAGAAAAUGGGAGAAGAGUCUUCACUAUGGCAGAGGAGGAGACCCAUUAUGGAUAGGAUUCUGGAAGGGUUAUAUUCUGGUAUUGGCUCCUCCAAACAAAGCUCUUUGAUGCAGGGUAUGUGUGAGUUCAUAGUUAUUAAUUGAGGCUAUGGCUGGCUGUAAGAGUGUUAUCUGCAGUUCAGGAAAUUAUGUGAUGUUGGUGGCAGUACACACACAUAUGGAUUCUCAAACUGAGGUCAGUGGCUGGCCAGCAGACAGUACACAGUGAAUGAAUCAUAACCUGCUUGCAUGGCCUUAUUUGGUUAUUAGAGUGACCUUGUAUAUUUCUCCAGCAAUGUGAAAAGCAAUGAAGACUUAAUUGGUAUACCAGUGUGGUUUUAUUGAACUUUAAGUGCAAUACUAUAUGAUGAUGAUGGCACCUCUAACAGCUGUGCCAGUUUGGUUAUCAGGAGAUAAUGGGAUCAGCCAAUGUCUGGAUGUCAGAUUAGUCAAAGACAAAUGAGCUGUACAUAGGCCUACCUCUACAUUGAGACUGUAAGUGCCUGCAAGUUUCUGUUAACGCAAUCAUCAGUGAUAGGCAGAGUAGUCCACUUUACCAUUUCCAAGCAUUUUAUUGAAGCCACCUUUACUAUAUACUGUAUAGGGCAACUUUGGAAAUGACGAGGACCAGCAUUUUUUCCCCUUUAUACCACGGGAGACUGCUUAAUCUGCACUCACACAUUUAAUGCAAUGUGUUUUAUUAGCUAUGAAACUUGUGCAAUUGUGCUAAUUCAAAUGGGCAACUUCAUUGUCAAUUGACAAGCAUAUGUAAACAUCCCAACUACAUUGUCUGUAAAUUUGCAACAAACAAAUGAACAAAAGCCCUAUUUUUGAUUAGUAGCCUAAAGAACAUUCUUAACCCACCCUCAGAGAACAGUUAAAAAGUGCUUAUUCAAAAAAUUUUUAUUAAAAAAUAAGUUAUUAAAAAAUAGUAAUACAAAUACUGAAUAUAAGAACAAUUCAGUGCAUAAAUUUCCAUACCAGACCACCCCCCAAACAGGUCCACCAGAUUGACAGCUUGCCCACCCUAUCAGAUCCAAAGAAAUACAUCAUUUUUUUAAUAAUACAGUUUUCUAACGUUUAACAAUUCUUCAAUAAUUAUGAUUAUUUAACGUGAUUUGUUUUGACAUUCAUUAGAACUCUAUCCUAAUAUUAAUAAGAAUAUGCUAAUUCUUCUCUUUACGUCACGCCAGUAAUGUUAUGUUCUUCUUCGCGCCAAUAUCCGGAUUAUCUAGCAGCGCCCUUUUUAUGUUAUUACAAAACUGGCUAAACUGCUAUAUGACACAUUUAAGAAAGAAACACGUCUAGACAAAGAUGACAUGACGCCGUAACAACUUGAUACUUUUCUUUUGAAAGAGAACUAACGAAUAAUUAGAAUUAAGACAAUAUAUUGUCAGCAUCUUAAAUUCAAAAACCCAGCUGACUUGUUUAGAACAGACAUCAGCCAUACAAGGUAAGCUAUGGGUAUGUUUUUAGUCUGGCCCGCCGUGGCAUUGUUAUACAAUAUUUGCAUUUAAUAAUUGCGAACAAGGGGUUUUCUGAAAUGUAGGCUACAUAUAAGCCACAUUUAUUAGCAAUGGCAGGUUGUCCAUACAGGACUCAAACAUUGUGAUUUCUCUUCGUGAAAGAGUUGUUAUCAGGACUCGGGUUGAAUCUCUCACUUUCCUGCUUUGUUUUUGUUUUCAGUUUUUCACGUGGCGGCCGCUCAUACUUGAUCGCACUGUGCAAUUAGAGCCGGUGUUACGAGAUUUUAGGUUUCCG
This is a messenger RNA of Ctenopharyngodon idella (grass carp), 9619 nucleotides long. It is a transcript of the gene negr1, whose product is annotated as neuronal growth regulator 1. The coding region runs from base 371 to 1366 and encodes 331 amino acids. The record is from RefSeq and is a predicted model, not a curated record. Gene Ontology annotation, cellular component: neuron projection. NCBI's taxonomy places the organism in Eukaryota, Metazoa, Chordata, Actinopteri, Cypriniformes, Xenocyprididae. The transcript is spliced from 7 exons.